UAAAACGAUGAAAGGUACAAAAUGACAUAAAACCCUCACCCUUCGAUUCUGCCUCCAAGUCCCAACGUUCACAUUCUCCGUUCCGUUGCUUCCAGACUAAGCAAAGGACUCAAAUAAUUGAUUGACAUACAGAGAAAAUAUUGCAAGAGUCCGUAACCCUAGUUUCAUUGAUCGAUCGUCGGCGGAAAAUGUCGCCGGCGGCCGUGGAUGCCCGGUCUCCAAUCGCCGCCUCAUCGGUUCCCCAAAAUCCCAAUCCCAAUUAUACGCUCAAUUUCAGUGCAACUUCUUCGAGCGAUUUCACGGAGAAUACUGUAACCGAGUGCGAUCGCGGCGUACCUUUUGCUUCAAAUGUGGCGCGGGCUGGCUCGCGAGCGCGGCCGAGGCGCGUGAAAGUGAGGAAGCAGCUGGGGAGUCAGCAGGAGCGGUCGACGGCGGCGUCGAACGAGGUUGGUUCGAAUUUCAAUCCGUUUCGGGUUGUUGUGGGUCGAGUGGGCGAUGGGGCUAGCACGUCGAAUGGAGUUCUGGAGAGUUCCAGUUGGGUGAGUACCGGUUCUAGUGCUUCUAAGGGUUUUAGUUUUUCGAAUGGUGAUAUUAGGCAUGUGAACUCUGAGGGUGCGGGCUUUGUGUUUGGUGCUAAUCGAAGUGUUUUCGAUGCAAACCUGGGGUAUAAUGUGAGUGGGAUGAGUGAAAGUGUUGGAGAUUUGGGUAGCGAGGACGAGGGGAAGGUGAAAGAUUCGAAUGUAACACAGCUUGGGGAGAUGGACCAUGCGGGUUUUGUGUUUGGUGCUAAGCAGAGUGGUUUUGAACGGGAGUCCUACGAGGAAAAGAGACUGUCUGGUGAAAAUGCUAGAAAAUCAGUGGUUGGUGGUGAGGGAAUUGUGGAAACAGAGCCUAAAUCGGACCAUGGGAAGUUUCAUGAUGUUCGUUCCAUGCUUGAUGUUGAUCAGAGUAAUUUGGCUUUGAAAUCAAAUGCAGAAAGGAACCGGGAAUGUGCAAAUAAAUCAGGCUCUGAAGGUAUUGGAAAAGCGAAAUUAGACACUGAAACCAAGUGUGGGAAGCAUGAUCAUGUGGUGUUUGGUACUAGUCAGAGUGAUCUGCCAUCAAUUUGGCAUUCAGAAAAGGGAGAGUCUGGUGAGAAUUCAGAGAAGCCAGAUCAUGACGAGGAUAAAGUGAAUAUGCAGACUGAAACAAUGUCUAAUAGAUGUGCUGGUCAGAGUAAAAACUCGAGUUUAUUGGACUCUGAAAAUGCUGGCAUUUUGAGAAGUCGGAAGGAAGUUGAGUUUGGGAAGCAUGAUGAUUUGGGUUUCGUAUUUGGCAGUAGUUGGUUUAGUUCAGUGUCAAAGAACUUGGAAAUGAGAGAAUCUGGUGAAAUGCUAGGGAACUUGGGUACUGAGGAUUGGGAGAAGGUGAAAGUGGAGAGUGGAGUAGAGUCCCAUAAAAUGAAAGUUACUACUGUUAGCUUUGAUACCGACGUAGAUAAGAGCUUGAAGGACAAUAUUGAUCAGGGAGUCUUUGUAUUUGGAAGCGGCAGUAAGACUCAGAAUAGUGAGAUCAAGUUGAACGAUAAACAAUCUGAUAAUUGUGAAAGCAUCAAGACUCAGGCCAAUGAUUUAGGUUUUGAUGUCAAAGUUAAGGGGAGAUCUGAAUUUGGAGAUACUCGUAGUGUGGAAAGUGCUUCUGGGACAAAUCCCUUAUUUAAACUUCCGGAUGAAUUGAAGAAAUUGAAUAUCGAUGAUUCCGAGAAGGGUGAUGGUACUCACAAGAGCGGAGAUUUGAAUAAGAACUUGCAUGCCAAUUCUAGGGCUGCUUUCAUGUUCAAAAGAAUCGAGAAGGCUUCUGGUUCUUUUGACAAAAGUUCAUCAGGAUUCAAUAAGAAUUUGAAGGCUGGCCAAUUUCCUCAAGGUCAAGCCAAUGAUGAUACACAACAGAAUGCAUCCGUUGCAUCAUCUUCAUUCUCUUCGAAUGGCCUUGACUCCCAACCAAAUGGUAGUGCUUCUGAAAUAAAUUUUGUCGGUGGACGUGAAAAUAAGGAUGGGAAUCGUUUUACAAGCAUUCCAGAGGGAUUGGGGGUGCCCUUUACAACCUUCAGCGAGCCAAAAUGGGAUCCCUCUUGCUUUAAAGGAAAUUUAUAUCCUGAAAUAAAUAAAAAGGCCUCAGUAAAGAAAAGGUUUGUUAAGGACAAAAGAUCAAACAAAAUGAGGGGAAAAUCAAAGUUAUGUUCCCUAAAUAAGCAAAAGCCAGGACAAGAUCAUGUGCAACAGGAAAUCAGUUCUGAAAAUCCAGACUCACCUGGAUGUUACUCCCCCAUGGAUUUUUCUCCCUAUCAAGAAACUACAGCGGCUGAUCCAUUUUUAAGAGAAGCUAAUGUUACUUCACAGGAGUUCUCCUACCUAGAUACUGAUUUGGCACCCUCUACCCUGCAUUCAAGAGCUCUGAAUGACACGAAAGAUGAAGAUUUGGGUGCUUCAGAAGGAUUAGAUGUUAAUAAUACAAGUGAGAAGAAAUCUAGAGAGCAGAAUGAGGUGAAGUUUUAUUAUCAAAAUGGAAGUGGUGCUGGUGUUAUGUCAACAGGGGAUAGAACUGCUUUGAGCUCAAACACAGAGAGGCAAGACAAUAAUUGUAGAGCACAAUUCCAUUCUUCUUCAAGUUUGGAAAAGAUGGAGAAAUUUUUUACAUUUUCUGCAUCAUCCUCUGCACAAGGUGGUUUAUCAGCAACAAGGCAUCAACAAAGAAAGAAAAGUAAGGGGAAGGUUCGUCGUGAUUCAUCUGUUAGCACUCCAAGGACAAAUGUCAACACUCGAUCAUCUUCUGCUCCAUUGUCACCCAUUACCACUUCACAUUUGGAUGCAGUGGAUAAAUCUGAAGUGCAUGAACAUUCGCAAGGGGAUACAUCUUUCUCUGUUUCCAUUCAAAAAACUUGCGAUAAGCUGCGACUCAGGGGAAACCAAGCUUAUAGAGAUCGGCAGCUGUCUAAAGCUGAGGAUUUAUACACCCAGGGGAUAGUUUCUGUCCCUUCUAGUGAAAGAUCGGGAUGCUGCCUUGGGUCUCUCUUGCUGUGUUAUAGCAACCGUGCGGCUACACGGAUGCUUCUGGGAAGAAUACGGGAAGCUGUAGGGGACUGUGUGAUGGCUAUCGCACUAGAUCCCAACUUUCUUAAAGCUCAAAUGAGAGCUGCAAAUUGCCACCUUGUCCUUGGGGAAGUGGAAGAUGCUCUGCAGUGUUUUAACAAGUGCUUGGAAUCAGGGGGUGGUGUUUGCUUGGAUCGGAAAGUCAUUAUAGAGGCUGCUGAUGGUGUUCAAAAGGCUCAGAAAGUGGCCAAGUGUACGAAUCGUUCUACCGAACUUUUGGAACAGAGAACCUCUGAUGCUGCUCUUAGUGCUUUAGAAAUAAUUGAUGAUUCCCUGUCAAUUAGUUUAUACUCGGAAAAAUUACUUGAAAUGAAAGCGGAGGCUCUUUAUAUGUUGCGGAAGUAUGAAGAGGCAAUUCAGCUCUGUGAGCAGAGUCUCUCUUUUGCUGAAAAGAAUUUUGCCUCGCUGAGCACUGUAGCAAAUGUGGAAGGUUCUGGACGUGAAAGUUACUCAACUGUUAGACUUUGGAGGUGGUGCUUGAUAUCCAAGUGCUACUUUCAUAUGGGAAGACUUGAGGCAGCUCUUGAAUUACUUCAGAAGCUGGAACAAGGGAGAUCUACUAUAAACAAGUCCGGAAUUAAGAGUUUGGAGUCGUCAAUUUCAUUAGCUGUCAUCAUACGUGAACUUUUGCGCUGCAAGAAAGCAGGGAAUGAAGCAUUUCAAUCCAGGAAAUAUAUUGAUGCAAUAGAGUACUAUACCAUUGCUUUAUCUAGCAAUGUCGAAUCACGUCCUUUUGCAGCAAUCUGUCUCUGCAAUCGUGCCGCAGCAUACCAAGCUUUGGGCCAAACUGCUGAUGCUAUUGCAGAUUGCAGUCUUGCCAUAGCCCUUGAUGGAAAUUACGCAAAGGCUUUUUCUAGAAGAGCCACCCUACAUGAGAUGAUUAGAGAUUAUAAACAAGCAGCUAGUGACCUCCGAAGACUCAUAUCAAUUCAUGAAAAUCAGUCUGAUGAGAAAACCAAACAAUCAAGCACGCCAGGUAGAUCCACCAGCAGUUUGAAAGAAUUAAGGGAAGCUCAACGGCAUCUGCCUUUGAUGGAAGAAGAGGCUAAAAAGGGAAUUCCUUUGGAUUUAUACCUGAUUUUGGGAAUUAAACCAUCUGACACAGCAGCUGAUAUCAAGAAGGCAUACCGUAAGGCAGCUCUUAGACAUCACCCAGAUAAGGCUGGCCAGUUCCUGGCAAGAAGUGAAAGCGGAGAUGAAGGGCGACUUUGGAAGGAGAUAUCCCUAGAGAUUCACAAGGAUGCUGAUAGGCUAUUUAAAAUGAUUGGAGAGGCGUAUGCAGUGCUUUCAGACACCACUAAGCGGUCAGACUAUGAUAUUGAAGAGGGUGCGAGGAAAGCCCCAAAGGAAAGCCGCAGCUAUAGAAGAACUUCAGAUGUUCACAGCUCUCAAUUUGAAAGAACCAAUAGAGGAAACCGUUGGGAGAAUUGGAAAACAUAUGGAAAUUCGCAUUCCCAAUGGUGAGAAUGCACCGGAAUCUCAUAAUUUAAAAGUGAAUGGGCUAUGGAACAAAGGGCAUAGCGCGUAUAGGAGGAGGCACUAGUUCUACGAAGGAUGUAUAGAAAUCACUGGGUACCGAACUGAUAUAAUCAGGUAAUUGACAGCCGGAUAAUGCAUUAUGUUGGAAAUGACUGUGCCCUUUGGUUUAAGAAUGAUAGUGUUGUGUGGGGUAUUGCAGUUUUGGGCUCAAGGAUUGCAUAUAAUCCAAGGGAGUCGAGAGGGAUGAGGGGGAUUUUGGUCCUGACACACAGGAAAACAUUCAUUCAUAUGCAAAAUUCUCCACCUUGAAAAGAUAAAAUGCUUGGCACUGCAUCCCAAGCAAAGAAGGUUGGAGUAAUUUGGUAUACCUCAAUUUUGACGGAUUUCAUAUUAAAUUGUAAUUUUUGUUUUACAAAUGUUUUAGAUGCCUAUUUAUAGAAGAAGCUGCGUGUUUCUCUGUC
Molecule: messenger RNA, 5068 nt
Organism: Juglans microcarpa x Juglans regia
Lineage: Eukaryota; Viridiplantae; Streptophyta; Magnoliopsida; Fagales; Juglandaceae
Exons: 11
Coding region: 189-4592 (1467 amino acids)
Molecular function (GO): protein binding
Source: RefSeq, a predicted model, not a curated record